Cydia pomonella (codling moth) is the source of this 1925-nucleotide messenger RNA. RefSeq names its product retinoid-inducible serine carboxypeptidase-like. The record is from RefSeq and is a predicted model, not a curated record. The transcript has 7 exons. Gene Ontology annotation, molecular function: serine-type carboxypeptidase activity. Bases 213 to 1520 code for a protein of 435 amino acids. Gene Ontology annotation, biological process: proteolysis. Lineage: Eukaryota; Metazoa; Arthropoda; Insecta; Lepidoptera; Tortricidae.
AAUCAAUUGUAAUGACAGUUUUUCAAAACACGUUCUUUCUCAAAUAACUUUAAUGAUGCGCUGUUUAGAUAUAACGGUAACAUAUAUUCCACAAUUUCAGAAUGCAGGUACAAGUCCGAUAAUUUUAGUUGAUGAAUUACAAUCUAAAACCGUUGAAAACGUAUGAGGAAAAAGGAACCCCAAUUGUUCCUAAAUAAUCACUAAAUAUCCUUAUGAAAAUCUCUCUUGCCGCCAUUAUUUGCGACGCAUUAUCCCAACAGUUACCCGUUACAGCGUUUCAUACGGAAUACAAUCCAUAUCUGGAAUCGUUGAAAAUUAGACCGUGGAAGAGUUUCCAAAGCUAUGUCCAAGUGCGUCCAGGGGCAUUCCUGUUUUACUGGCUGUACUACGCAGAUGGAACUAUCGCCGGGGCUUAUCGGAAGCCUCUUAUAAUAUGGGUGCAAGGCGGGCCGGGCCUGGCUGCCACCGGUAUUGGUAAUUUCGCGGAGUUUGGUCCGUUAGAUAUGGAAAUGCAGCCACGGAAUCAUACCUGGGUUAAUGGGAGAAAUGUGCUGUUGAUAGACCAUCCCGUGGGAACGGGGUUCAGCUACGCCACCAAUGACUCCUUGCUGGUGAAGACUGAUCGAGAAAUGGCAAUGGACUUAUCAAAAGUAAUAAAGGUGUUUUUCAAGAAGCAUAAAGCUUUCCGCAAAACUCCAGCGUAUCUAUUUGGACAGAGUUACGGAGGCAAGUUAAGUCCAAGAUUGGGAUAUUAUCUUCACACGGCAAUAGAAAAGAAACGUCUCAAAAUGAACUUCAAAGGCAUAGGUAUCGGAAGCGGAUGGGUAUCUCCAAGGGAAAGUACCUUGGUCCAACCGGAUUUCUUGUACCUUAUGGGUGUCAUCGACCAGAACACUUAUUUCAACGCCAAAGAGAUUGUGAAGGACAUGAGCGUGUUUAUAGACAAAAGUGAAUUCAUGAAAGCGUUGAGACUGGAUUCGAUAUUGUUCGUCAUGUUCCACAGAGAAGGUGCAAUGGACAUAAAUAUGAACAAUAUUAAUCAAGUCAGUCCAUACCCUGCGUUAGACAAGUUGGCAGUGAAAGUGAAUAAAUAUGUGAAGCCAAUGCUGUCUCACGUCGUGAAUCAAAGUUUUCAGUGGAAUUACCACUCGGAAAAAGUUUUUACAACGCUUUAUAAGAACUUUUUCGUACCGUCUACAAAAUUCUUAGAAAUGCUUUUGAAUAACACGAAGUUAAAGAUAGCCGUUUACAAUGGAAACUUGGACGUAGUAACACCGUUAGCUGGUGCAUCGAACUGGGUUCACAAGUUAGAGUGGCCCGGCGCCCAAGAGCUGAAGGAAGCGAAGAGACAACCGAUCCGAGGGUUCAGGAACGGCUUCUAUAAACAAUCCCGACAGUUGAGCUUCUGGUCUGUCUUCGGAGCUGGCCAUUGGGUAAAAAAUUGUCUCAAUUUUUAUAGUCUACUUUAUUGGGUGAUAGCUGCCAGAGUUAAAAAAAUGCCAUUUAUAAAUCGAUGUUAAGUUUCACAAAAAGUAUACUUUUUAUAUAGCGCUAUUAAAUGAGAUUGCUAUUUCGGCGGUUGGAAGGGAGGCUUACAACUUCUUGGUCACCAAGUCACCAGUUGGCGCCAGAGGCGCGCGAGGUCAUGCCAAGUAUUAAAAGUUUCGUUUUGUAUGAUGUAGUCAAUGGUUUGAUUAAUUUCUAAGUAAUUUUAAGAUACGAGUAAAUGAUGAAUAUUUGUAGAUAGGUAAUUAACUUAUUAAGCGAUUCAGCUGUUCCUAAUUCCUAUAUUAAAAUGUAAUUUCGUUUAUAGAUUGUGUUAUAAGUGCCAUGACUCGUAUUGUCAUGUUUUUUAAAGGUUAGAUUUGACAAAUCUGUGCGUCAUCGUGGAUGACACGAACUAAUAAUAUAACUAAGUAUACUUA